This is a messenger RNA of Mesorhabditis belari, 906 nucleotides long. Lineage: Eukaryota; Metazoa; Nematoda; Chromadorea; Rhabditida; Rhabditidae. The record is from the annotation of a GenBank genome assembly.
AUGCAAAUUUCCUUCUUCAAAUGCCUUUUUGUGAUCAUCGUGAUCGUGCUUUUGAUGAAUUCUCGCCAACAUUUCACGACCUUCACACAAAGCUUCAUCACAGAAAAAAAUCAAAAAUGUGGGAUGCGCGAUCACGUUUUUCACACGUACCAAAAAUGCCUUGAAGAAAUGUUGCCCAACAAGGAUCUUUGGAAGCAUAUUACCCCAGUGAUGGAAAUGAAAUGCGGGAUGAAGCUACUUUCCCGAUUGUUGAAUGUGAAAUUCUUGAGAAACAAGGAUGAAGUCAAAAAAUUCAUCUACCCAGUGUCGAUGGACGAGAAAAUCGUCUCGAUCUCGCUGGGGAUCGGUAAUGAUAAUCAAGUGGAAAAACAGCUAAAGGAAAUUUUCAAAAACAUCGAGCUUUUCGGUGCGGAUCCCUUUGAGGCGACAGCCGAAAGCUUUUUUUGGAUCGGAAUCGCAAACGAUGGAAAAAUCAAUGGAACGGUGCUCGUGGACGGCUCCUACAAAACGCAGACGAUCCCCUCGAUCACUUUCGGGAAUUACUUGAAAAAAAUAAACCGAAAGUUCAUCGAUUUCCUUCUGAUCGACAUCGAGGGCCCUGAAUAUUUUUCGUUGCCUCAGAUUUUUGAGUCCGAGAUGAGAAAUGAGUACACGGUUUGUCAGAUAAACGUUGAGCUUCACGGUCCACUCAAGAACUAUGGUGUUGAUGACAAAUAUUUCGAUAAAAUUAUGCUCGCCUCCCUGAGCUCCUCAUUUCUUCCCCUCGACAUCGAAAUGCCCUACAUCCACCACCAAGUCUUCUACCUCAACUGGAGAAAUCGAGAUUGUGUGCAAAAGAGCAUCAUCAGCCUAAUGGGUGAACUCGGCCCUCCACUUGACCAUUACCAUUGGAACUCUUCUUUAUUC